Pseudophryne corroboree (corroboree frog) is the source of this 1742-nucleotide messenger RNA. RefSeq names its product musculin (gene MSC). The record is from RefSeq and is a predicted model, not a curated record. Gene Ontology annotation, biological process: regulation of transcription by RNA polymerase II; skeletal muscle tissue development. Gene Ontology annotation, molecular function: protein dimerization activity; DNA-binding transcription factor activity, RNA polymerase II-specific; RNA polymerase II transcription regulatory region sequence-specific DNA binding. The transcript has 2 exons. NCBI's taxonomy places the organism in Eukaryota, Metazoa, Chordata, Amphibia, Anura, Myobatrachidae. The coding region runs from base 189 to 704 and encodes 171 amino acids.
CCCACCCUGAGAGAGACCCCACACCCACACUCCCCCCUGCUAUAUAGCUGCUUUGCAGAAAUGCCUCCAGAUUCCGCGUGGAAUUAGUGUGAGUGGACAGGGGCUCGUGCCAGGCUCAGUGCAUGCCAGCCAUGUGCACGUGAGAGCGGCACCACGCGUGGACCUGUGUCCGGUCACCGAGGGGCGUCAUGUCCACGGGCUCUGUGAGUGACACGGAGGAGCUGCUGGAGCUGAGGGUGCUGGAACUUCAGUAUCCCAAACCCACGGGGUGCGGGGAGCUGCUGCUGGAGCCGAACUCCGCCGACAACUCCGAGGAGGAGGAUGAGGACGAUGAUGGGGCUGCGGAUACCGCAGGCGGCAGGAGGAAGCGGGGCAGCCGCGGCCAGCAGCACCCGGACAGAAAGCAGACUCCCCGCUCCUCCAAGGAGAGCAAGCAGUCCCAGAGGAACGCGGCCAACGCCCGGGAGAGAGCCCGCAUGCGGGUGCUGAGCAAGGCGUUCUCACGGCUGAAGACCAGCCUGCCCUGGGUGCCCCCCGACACCAAGCUCUCCAAGCUGGACACCCUGCGCCUGGCCUCCAGCUACAUAGCGCACCUGCGCCAGCUGCUGCAGGAGGACAGAUACGACGCCGGCGGAUACAGCGUGCACCCAGUCAGCCUGACAUGGCCAUUUAUGAUUUCAGGACGACUGGAAUGUGAUCCUUAAGAAGUUAAUGUAUCCUGUAGGUUUUAUGGGGCCACAGUAUAGGAGACCAUCUAUCUGACUGCUUCAUCCGAUUAAAGAUUUUUAUUCAAGAUGUACUGUAGCAGAUUUAUAGUUACUGAUGAAUGAUGUUAACGGACUGUACACAUCAUGUAACAGUAUUAUUUCCAAUAUUCUAUAAAAGUGCACUUAGGUUUAAAUUUGGGAAAUUUAAACAAUACAAUACAGGUGGUGCUUUUCUUUUUUUACUAGAGUGAAUUUGAUUCUGUAAAAGCACUCCAGUAAAGGAAGACAUAUCAUGUAUACACUCCACACUCACUGCCAUUUAUUAAACAUACAUGUUUUAUACAUAUAGAGGUUGAGUAUCCCUUAUCCAAAAUUAAAACUGUAUAUAUAUAUAUAUAUAUAUAUCUUUUUUGGUCAGAGCAGUAUUGUAGUCAUGAAACAGAUAAUAGAUAUAUAAUAUAUUUUUAUAGCUGUGUUAUAAUGUUGUUAACAUGAGGCCGGUUAAGAUUUUAACUCUGGAAUUUUUUUUUUUAAUGUGUGAAAUAAAUCAGAAAUAUUUGUGUACAUUAGAAUAAAGAUUAUUGUAAAUUUGAAUAAUUGUGGAAUAAAGUCAUAAACACAAGGGUCACAUUUAUAAAGCAAAUGAUAGCAAUUUCAGCAUAUCAAGGCUUGUUUAUAUUAAAGAGUAUUUACUCUUUUCUUGUUUGAGUUUAAGCUACAUAAUUGCCAUUUUGCUAAGUAAGAAAAUUAUGUGCAGACUCUUCUAAAUUAUUCAACAGUUAUUUACCAAUGAAGCCUAAUUGAGCUUGUUACAGUUUAACCUAUAAACCAAAAACAGUAACUUUAAUGUAUCAGAUUGUUAUAAAAAUUGUAAUCACAUUCUUUUUUAUUAUAUUUUUAUUUUACCUUCAGAGGUGGUUGUAUUUGCAUAUUGUUUGUAAAAUAUUAUGUUUUCCAGUAAAGAACAGUUUUUAUGCUUUUGUGUAUUGUACACAGUUGAAAUUGUUUAUUUUUGUUUUUUAAGAUUAUACUGUU